Messenger RNA from Archocentrus centrarchus (flier cichlid), 1042 nucleotides. It is a transcript of the gene mllt11, whose product is annotated as MLLT11 transcription factor 7 cofactor. Gene Ontology annotation, cellular component: nucleoplasm; cytosol. Gene Ontology annotation, biological process: apoptotic signaling pathway; positive regulation of DNA-templated transcription; positive regulation of release of cytochrome c from mitochondria. The transcript has 3 exons. NCBI's taxonomy places the organism in Eukaryota, Metazoa, Chordata, Actinopteri, Cichliformes, Cichlidae. The coding region runs from base 144 to 392 and encodes 82 amino acids. The record is from RefSeq and is a predicted model, not a curated record.
GCAGGCGCAGAGCUUAUUUUAACCUGCGACGGUGGAGCGGCAGCGGCUGAUCCCGGUACCGAAAAUCCACAGAACAAAGAGCAGAAACCAGAGCGGAGACCUCAGUCCUGCACCGGAAACACGCAGGUAAACAAACAGACACGAUGGAGAAAUCAAGCAGCCAGUACGACUCCUUCUUGUUCUGGAGGCAGCCAAUCCCGGCGCUCGACCUGUCUGAGCUCGAGGACCUGGGUUUGAUUGACUGCCAACCAGCCAACAGUGGAAAAAGAAGAGAGAAGUUGGAGGUGUGGAGCCGAGAUGAAGAGGGGGAGCUGUCUGAGUUCUCCUCCUUUAACUACUGGAGAGCGCCAAUCGCCGCCGUGGACGCUCUGCUCGCCGACCUGCUGCUGUGAAACCAGCGGAUCUGUGACCUCUGACCCCGGAUCACUCAGAAAAAUUGUGAGGCUGCUUUUAAUCGUAUUCACACUGGAACAAAGACGGGAGGUGUGAACUGUCUGUGACUGCAGGACGUCGCGUUAAUUUCAGUUAGACUUUAGAGGCCUCUUCUCAUCUCAGAGUUUCCUUUAUUUCCUGCAGGAAAACAGGUGAAAACAGGAAGUGUGAUGUACGGCGAUCCCUUUGAGUCUCUGCUGAACUGAGCUGUUUCAGCUCAGUGUCUCUGAAGCUUCUGAACCCUUCAGGUCUGACUGAGCGCUCUAAUUUCUGAUGUGAAAACUCUAACUUCCUGUCACCUGGUGUGAUGUGAAACAUCUGGAAUGAGAUUAGAGAAACCCUCGGAGACGAAGUUUCCCUGCAGGAUGAGGGGAAACGUGUGGUCAGUGUUGAGAGAAGAGGCCUUUAAUUGGCUGCUUUGUGAAUGGACUUCUGUUGAGCUCAAACACUUUGUUCUGUUUCAUCUGUGCCUUUUUUCUUUUCUCCACAGCUGCUCAGUUCAAACUCACCAUCUGCCCUGUUUGUUUAUUUAUUUAUUUAUUUAUUUAUUUGUGUUGCUGUGUAAUCGAGCCUCAAACUCCUGCCAACAACAGUAAAGAAAUAUCCAGAA